CACGUAACACUGACACAGGGAUGUCCUUCCUGGUGAGGAAGCUAGCUCUUCAGAUCAAGCCGACGAUACAGGUGGAGGUGAAGGACGAUGAGUGGACCAUCACCAGCUUAAUGACCUUCAAGACGCUGGUGUGGAACUUCAAGCUUGGCGAGGAAACAGUCGUCGACACCACCGAGGGCACAACCAAGGUGAUUUUCACACUGGAAGAAGACAAGCUGAUCCAGACUCCAGUCACCAAGAAUGACAAGGCUAUGAUGUCUGUACGACACUUUACUGAUGAAGGCAUGGUGCAGACACUGACUCACAAGGCGUCGGGCACCACCGCUAUCAGGCACUUCAGAAGAAGCUGAAGAGGAUGGCACUUACCCUCCUCCUGACCAUCUAACAACAAGGUCAUCAAGGUCACAUAUCCACAGCAAAAGCUGUGUUCAGUGUAUGACAUUAUUUUGCGAAGCAAAAUUUACAUAUUCUUACACUGUUUUGAAUAAAGAAAAUGUGUCAUCUUUA
This is a messenger RNA of Cherax quadricarinatus, 507 nucleotides long. NCBI's taxonomy places the organism in Eukaryota, Metazoa, Arthropoda, Malacostraca, Decapoda, Parastacidae. The record is from RefSeq and is a predicted model, not a curated record.